UUCUCGCCGGCUCUGCUUCCUCGUUCCCUCGGAGAAGCGAAGCUCCGCCGCCUCCCCGUCGCCCAUCGCCAUUACCGCUCCAGACGAAGGUCACGCCAUGGACACGGAGGAGGACAAGGAGGAGAGCUCCAAGAAGAAGCUGAGGCAGGAUAGCCCUCCAGCGACGGCGGCCAGCCUAUUGACCGACGACCUCAUCUUGGAGGUCCUCUCUCACCUCCCAGCCAGGUCCGUUCGCCGUUUCAAGUGCGUCUCUACGGCCUGGCGCGACCUCAUUGCCGACCCCGCCCACCGCAAAAAGCUGCCUCAGACCCUUGCUGGCUUCCUGUACAAUAAAUACAAGCCGGGCGGCGCCCUAAGUGGACACUUUGCCAGCGUCUCAGGCGGCGCAUUGCCGGUCGACCCUUCCCUCCAUUUCCUGCAACCUAACAAGUUCAGGUAUAUCGCCCUUGAGGACACCUGCAAUGGCCUUCUUCUCUGCGCCUGCUACAACAAGGAGACUCCUGACUCAGAUAAGGAUGAAUACCGUCAUGUCGUGUGCAAUCCUGCCACGGAAAGGUGGAUCGAGUUGCCCCCUCCACCCCAGGCUCUGGCAAACAGAUUUUACAGUACCACACGUCUGGCUUUCGAUCCGGCAGUGUCGUCCCAUUUCCACGUUCUUCAAUUUUGGCAGACCAUUUCGGGUGUGGAAAAUUGUGCCAGAGGAGUAGACAUCUUCUCGUCGAAAACUGGAGCCUGGAUUCAUAGAGAUAGUGGCUUGCUUGAGAAAAUUACAUUGUUCCGUCGAACUAGGAGCGUCUUUUUUUGUGGCAUGCUGCACCUGGUUGGCAGGCUGAACACCAUAAACGUCGACAAAGAAUCUGCCCUGAUGGUGCUGGUCCAGGUGGACAUGGAGGGGAAGGCGUGGAAGACUAUCCAUCUACCCAUUGGCUCUAGUUUUGAAGCAAUUGGAUUAUCACAGGGGUGCUUGUACUAUGCUGGUAGUACAACCCAAACUCAUAUCAGUAAGAAGAAUAUUGUCCAAGCUACCAAGAUAACACUCUGGUGCCUUGAGAAUCAUGAUAGUAAAGAGUGGGUCUUGAAGCAUAGCGCCAGCAUUAAUGAGCCCUUGGGCAUAAUCUGGGUGGAGUUCAGGGUGUUCGCAAUUCAUCCAGAUUGCAGUACCCUUUUUUUGGUUCCCAUUGGAGGUGAUAUGUUGGCGUAUGAUAUGCAGCAUCAUAAAUUUGUUGAUAUCCUUAAUCUUGAGAAAGACAAUGUUCGAGUAUAUCUACCUUAUGUUCCUCUGUUCUCAGAGGCAUUAGCAGAUGCCGUCGGGCAGUAGUGUUACCUACGAAUAACCCCUAUAUAUACUUCCUGUGAAGGUUUAUCUGUCUGUAGGCUCUUCUGGAUCUACUUGAAUUAUGUUGUUCAAUUUGCUAGCACAGAAACAGCUCCUAGCUUUAUUAUCAGUUGGGAGCCAUGCCUGGUCACUCAACAGAUUAAGCAUAUCAUUAUUUUUAAAGGGCAUGGUUACUGCUGUUUGUGUUUGUCUAGCUGUUGUUCUAGACACAAUUAGUUAUGUGAGGCUAAAUUAUGCUGUAACUUGGCUCUCUUGGCCAUAAUAUCAAAUGGUUAUGAUUAAUUUAAAUCCUAAUGUUAGC
Messenger RNA from Lolium perenne, 1637 nucleotides. Its product is annotated as F-box protein At5g49610. Lineage: Eukaryota; Viridiplantae; Streptophyta; Magnoliopsida; Poales; Poaceae. The record is from RefSeq and is a predicted model, not a curated record. Gene Ontology annotation, molecular function: protein binding.